This is a messenger RNA of Linderina pennispora, 2898 nucleotides long. RefSeq names its product 6-phosphofructokinase. Gene Ontology annotation, cellular component: mitochondrion; 6-phosphofructokinase complex; cytoplasm. The record is from RefSeq and is a predicted model, not a curated record. Gene Ontology annotation, biological process: canonical glycolysis; fructose 6-phosphate metabolic process; fructose 1,6-bisphosphate metabolic process. The coding region runs from base 153 to 2810 and encodes 885 amino acids. The transcript has 2 exons. Gene Ontology annotation, molecular function: AMP binding; monosaccharide binding; 6-phosphofructokinase activity. NCBI's taxonomy places the organism in Eukaryota, Fungi, Kickxellomycota, Kickxellomycetes, Kickxellales, Kickxellaceae.
ACAUCGCGCACCCGACCAACGUCAAGAGCGAGGCGUGGCUGCACCUGUUUGCGUCGCGGCCUGACGACAACCUCACGCUGAGGAUCAUCCAUGCUGUCGACGGCGAGUGCCAGGGCAGCAGCGCCAUCAGAAUCGCUCUGGUGACUCCCGAUAUGGAGCAGAUGCAGGAGACGCUCAAGGCGGCCCAGGUCGAGUUCACGGUGCACCCUGAUCCGACCUCCGACUCGAACCGCAUUGCCACUCACGACCCGCUGGGCAACGACGUGUUCUUUAUGACCCACAACAACUCGUUCUCGGUGCCACCCUCGCCUGAGGUGGUUGCGGACCUGAACAGCGAGCCCAUGCCUGCGUUCAAGUUGGAGCCGGCGACCGCCGGCCCCAAGAAGAACAUUGGUAUUCUGACCUCGGGUGGCGACGCGCAGGGCAUGAACCCGUGUGUGCGGGCAGUGGUGCGCAUGGCUAUUGCACGCAACUGCAACCCGUAUCUGAUCUACGAGGGAUACCAGGGCCUGGUGGACGGCGGCGACAAGAUCAAGGCGGCCAAGUGGUCCGACGUCAGCGGGUUCCUGACGCUGGGCGGAACUCUGAUCGGGACUGCCCGCUGCAUGGCAUUCCGCGAGCUUGAGGGCCGGCGCACGGGUGUGCUUAACCUGAUCAAGAACGGCAUCGAUGCCCUGGUUGUCAUCGGUGGCGAUGGCUCGCUGACGGGUGCCGACAAGCUGCGUGCCGAGUGGCCCAGCCAUGUCGAGGCCCUGGAGAAGGACGGCCGGAUCUCGAAGGAGAGCGCCGACAAGUACCGCACGCUGAUGAUCGUCGGUAUGGUCGGCUCGAUUGAUAACGACCUGGCAUCGACUGAUAUGACCAUUGGCGCGUCGUCGGCGCUGACCCGCAUUUGCGAGUCGGUUGACGCGAUCCUCAGCACGGCCCUCAGCCACCAGCGUGCCUUUGUAGUCGAGGUCAUGGGCCGGCACUGCGGCUGGCUGGCGCUCAACGCAGCCAUCAGCACUGGUGCCGACUACCUGUUCAUCCCCGAGGCGCCGCCCAAGAACGACGACUGGGAGACAGCUAUGUGCAACACGCUCAAGGCCAGCCGCGACGCUGGCAAGCGCACCUCACUCGUGAUUGUCGCCGAAGGCGCCAUCGACCGCAACCUGAACCCGAUCAAGGCCGAGUAUGUUAAGGACGUGCUGGCGCAACGUCUGGGCUACGACACGCGGGUCACGAUUCUGGGCCACGUGCAGCGUGGAGGAGCCCCGGUACACUUUGACCGGUUCCUGGGUACCAUGCAGGGCGCCGAGGCUGUCGAGGCCAUUCUGCGGGCCACACCCGAGACACCGUCGCCGGUCAUCGGUAUGCUGGAGAACAAGAUCACGACGCAGCCGCUCAAGGAGGCGAUCCAGCUGACCGGUGAGGUCGCUGCGUCGAUUGGUCGCAAGGACUUUGCGCGCGCGAUGGAGCUGCGCUCGAAUGCGUUCGGCCAACAGCUCAAGUCGUACAAGGAAAUCUCCAACUACAACCCCGACUCCAAGAUGAAGCUGCCUGAGAGCAAGCGUCUGCGCAUCGCCAUCAUCCAUGCUGGUGCACCGGCUGGCGGUAUGAACACAGCCACGCGCAGCGCCGUGCGUCUGUGCAUCAACCGCGGCCACACACCGCUGGGUGUUUAUAACGGCUUCCCGGGCCUGAUGCGUGGCGAGAUCCACGAACUCGACUGGCUGUCAGUCGACACGUGGACCAUCGCUGGCGGCUCCAAGCUCGGCACCAACCGGGACCAGCCCGAACCGCAGCUCGGCGCCGUCGCGUACCAGCUGCAGAAGCACAACAUCCAGGCCCUGAUGGUGAUCGGCGGCUUCGAGGCAUACACCGCGGUGCUGUCGCUGACGCGCAACCGCAACCAGUACCCGGCCUUCAACAUCCCGAUGGUGCUGAUCCCCGCCACCGUCUCCAACAACGUUCCGGGAACCGAGUUCUCGCUGGGCUCUGACACCGCCUCCAACGUCAUUGUGCUGGCCACUGACAUGAUCAAGCAGUCGGCGUCGUCCAGCCGUCGCCGCGUGUUCGUCAUUGAGGUGCAGGGCGGCAACUCGGGCUUCCUGACUGUCAUGGCCGGUAUCUCGGGUGGCUCAACCACCGUUUACACGCCUGAGGAGGGUGUUGAUCUGACACGCCUGCAGCGUGACAUUGCUCACCUGCGUCGCCGCUACAUCAAGGAGCUGGGCCAGUCUGAGGGCCGCGUGACGCUGUGCAACGAGCGCGCGUCCAAGAUAUACUCGACUGACAUGAUUGCCAAGAUCUACGAUGCAGAGUCCGGCGGCUUCUACGGCGCUCGCACCUCCGUCCUGGGCCAUCUGCAGCAGGGUGGCACGCCGUCGCCCAUGGACCGCUGCCGCGCCAACACCAUGGCCGUCGACUCGAUCAACUGGCUGCAGGAGAAGUGUUGGCUCGGCAUGGAGGUCCCCAACGAGGACGACAUCCGCUUGCCCGCCGACCAGCUCAAGCGCAAGUACUUCCCGAGCGUCUUCAGCGCCGGCCCCGAGACCGCCGCCGUCAUUGGCGUUAUUGGAUCAGAGGUCCGGUUCACGCCCAUUCUCGACCUUGUCAAGCACACCAACUUUGAUCGCCGCAUCCCCAAGCACGUCUGGUGGGGCCAUGCCCGCCAGCUCAUUGACAUCCUCGCCGGUGUUGGCGUCGAUAUCGAGAAUGGCGGCAGCUCGAUCGACUACAAGACUUGCGCUAUUGAUCUGACUGCUGACGAUCUGAUGCGCCUCUAUGGCCAGCACCGUCGCCUGUCCAAGCUUGAGAACAAGUUGUAAAUGUUUGCCAGGCGCACCCCUUCUUUUUCCUUUGUUCCUACUAGAUUUCUCACCUUUUAUAUAAAGUCCAACGCAUUUUACUGCUGGG